Messenger RNA from Brassica oleracea var. oleracea, 1213 nucleotides. RefSeq lists its product as uncharacterized. Gene Ontology annotation, molecular function: protein binding. The transcript has 3 exons. The record is from RefSeq and is a predicted model, not a curated record. The coding region runs from base 172 to 984 and encodes 270 amino acids. NCBI's taxonomy places the organism in Eukaryota, Viridiplantae, Streptophyta, Magnoliopsida, Brassicales, Brassicaceae.
UUUCUCACAAGCUGCUCGACUUGGCUAAUAAUCAGAGUGAACAUCUUUUGAGCCAAGCGCACAGGUUCCUUGGUGUAUGCUAUGGAAACGCUGCAAGAAGUUCCAAACUAGACUCUGAACGGGUUUUACUUCAAAAAAAAAUCUCUAUACUCUCUAAACAAAGCCGCAACGAUGGGCAAGGGUGAUCCGGAACCAGAUGUUGUAUAUAACUUAAGCGUUGAGAAUGCGUUUCAAAGAAACCUUCAAGCGGCUUUGGAUGGCGCGGUUGAGUAUUCUAGUAUGGUGGGAGGAGUUUCAACUAGAGGAUGGAAACAUUUAGCUGCUGUCCUUUCAGCGGAGAAACGGCUCAAGGAUGCUGAAUCUAUUCUGGACUUUACAAUGGAAGAAGCUGGUGACAUGGAAAAGUUAGACCUUCUGAAGUUGAAAGCUGUGCUUCAGAUGGCUCAAGAACAACCUAAGCAGGCGUUGAAGACAUGCAGUAACUUUCUGGCUCUAAUCCGGGCGCAGGAGAAGUCUGAACAAUCCAAGACUCUGCUAAAGAAAUAUGAAACUGAAGCUUGGCAAGACCUGGCCUCUGUCUAUGGAAAGCUAGGUUCAUGGUCAGACGCAGAAACAUGUCUAGAGAAGGCAAGAUCCAUCUGCUUUUAUUCUCCCAAAGGCUGGAAUAAAACAGGUUUGUGUCUCGAAGCUAAAUCACUUCACGAAGAGGCUUUGAUAGCCUUCUUCAUGUCACUCUCGAUAGAUCCAGACCACGUGCCCAGCAUUGUUUCUAUAGCAGAGGUUAUGAUGAAAUCCGGAGGUGAUACACUUGCAACCGCUAAGAGUUUUCUGAUGAACGCCUUACGGUUAGACCCGAAAAGUCACGACGCGUGGAUGAAGCUAGGACAUGUUGCUAAAAUGCAAGGCUUAUCACAGCAAGCUGCAGAGUUUUACCAAGCUGCGUAUGAACUAGAGUUGUCGGCUCCGGUUCAGAGUUUCAUCUGACUUGCAAAAACUCGGGCAGAAUCAGGUAACAAAAUCUUCUUCAGCCUCUAAACAAAACUUGCAGAGUGGCAGGUUCUUGAGAGUAUAACUUUUUUGAUGAUUAGAGUGUGAAGUUGUACUUUUGUUGGAUGGUUGGUUAUGUUAUAUAAGACAGUAAGGGUUAUAUCUCAAAAUCUACCUAAAUGAAUGUUACAGGCGCUUCCUUAGAUGAGUAACUUGCUGUUCUUCA